AUGCCUUCCCAAAAACCCGAAGAACGUGGCGAGUCAUCAAACUCAGUCACAAAAGCAGCUCUCGCCGCUUCUACCAAUGGUGCCCCAAAUUAUGAGCUCCCAUGGGUGGAAAAGUACCGACCGGUCUUCCUCGACGAUGUUGUCGGCAACACAGAAACGGUCGAGCGACUAAAGAUUAUCGCCAGAGAAGGAAACAUGCCUCACGUUAUCAUCUCGGGUAUGCCAGGUAUCGGAAAGACCACCAGUGUUCUAUGUCUGGCCCGGCAACUCUUGGGCGAUUCGUACAAGGAGGCGGUUCUGGAACUCAAUGCCAGUGACGAGCGAGGUAUUGAUGUCGUCCGAAACCGAAUCAAGGGCUUUGCGCAAAAGAAGGUCACCCUACCUGUUGGCCGCCAUAAACUUGUCAUUCUCGAUGAAGCCGACAGCAUGACUUCAGGUGCUCAGCAAGCCCUUCGACGAACUAUGGAAAUUUACUCCAACACAACACGAUUCGCGUUCGCCUGCAACCAGUCCAACAAGAUUAUCGAGCCCCUACAAUCACGAUGCGCCAUCCUGCGAUACGCCAAGUUGACAGACGCUCAGGUUUUGAAGCGACUGAUGCAAAUCAUUGAAGCUGAAAAGGUGGAAUUCAGCGAUGACGGCCUAGCUGCACUGGUCUUUAGCGCCGAGGGAGAUAUGCGACAGGCUAUCAACAACCUCCAGUCUACGUUUGCCGGUUUCGGUUUCGUAUCAGGAGACAAUGUCUUCAAGGUUGUCGACUCACCCCACCCGAUCAAGGUGCAGGCAAUGCUGAAGGCUUGCUAUGAAGGCAAGGUUGACUCUGCACUUGACACGCUCCGAGAACUCUGGGAUUUGGGUUACUCGAGCCACGAUAUUAUCAGCACUAUGUUCAAGGUCACAAAGACAAUCCCCACGCUGAGCGAACACUCGAAGCUGGAGUUCAUCAAGGAGAUUGGUUUCACGCAUAUGAAGGUCCUGGAAGGCGUGCAGACACUGCUUCAGCUCAGUGGAUGCGUUGUUCGCUUAUGCAAGAUCAACAUGGACCCCAAGCGUUUUAGAGUGUAA
Messenger RNA from Fusarium pseudograminearum CS3096, 1065 nucleotides. RefSeq lists its product as uncharacterized. Bases 1 to 1065 code for a protein of 354 amino acids. The transcript has 3 exons. Gene Ontology annotation, molecular function: ATP hydrolysis activity; DNA binding; ATP binding. Gene Ontology annotation, biological process: DNA-templated DNA replication; DNA repair. The record is from RefSeq and is a predicted model, not a curated record. NCBI's taxonomy places the organism in Eukaryota, Fungi, Ascomycota, Sordariomycetes, Hypocreales, Nectriaceae. Gene Ontology annotation, cellular component: Rad17 RFC-like complex; Ctf18 RFC-like complex; Elg1 RFC-like complex.